UGUGUUUUCUUUCUUUAAUAUUAUAUUUACUUAAUAUUAUUAUUUUUACUGAGCUUGGUUUGUUUAUGUGGCUAGAAUAUUGUGUAAUGUGUGUGUUACAAUAUGCUAGUGGACAUGCCCAAGGGAUGAGAUAAUGUAGGGAUUGAAGGAGCCAUAAGGAAGAAAUACACGAAGAAGGGGGGCAGGGGGAAAAGGAAAGACGCCCUUUAAUACAUUGAUAGUGUCCUGCAACCAUAUGUUUGCCUUCUGCAGGAUUUGAACUAGUUGGUUCGCCCUGUAAAGCUUGUCAUCAUUUUUUUUGUCGAUUGUAGAUUUAUGCCAUUGAUAUUAUUCUAUUUCCAGGCCCUUCGUGAAAUUUUAGAUAGCCCGUUAAACCAAGCUGGCAUGGUUGGAGCUGUGUACGUGAAAACUGAUUCCGGUAUUAACUUUGAAGUCAAGCCCUGCGUUCGUGCUAAAGAUUCAGGAGAAGUACUUCUUCAAGUCCUUAAAAAACCAGCGGAGCAGCAUAUACCUGAAAAUGCUCAAAUAAUUGGGUUAUCUUAUAGUUCAGAAAAGGUGGUUGACAUAGAGGAUUAUCUUUCUGCUACUAAAGAUGAUUCAGACCUUGUUUUUGUGGUGGGUACAAUGGUCCAUGGUAAAGUUAGCAGGGACUCCACAACUGACUAUAUUUCAGGUAAUUUUUGUAACUAUACUGAUAUUGGUACUGCUAAUACUAUUCUUGGCAUGUACCAAGUAAGUACCUGAUACGAUAGCACGAAG
This is a messenger RNA of Chenopodium quinoa (quinoa), 759 nucleotides long. RefSeq names its product ribosomal RNA small subunit methyltransferase NEP1-like. The record is from RefSeq and is a predicted model, not a curated record. Gene Ontology annotation, cellular component: nucleolus; small-subunit processome. Gene Ontology annotation, biological process: rRNA base methylation. Bases 316 to 744 code for a protein of 142 amino acids. The transcript has 3 exons. Lineage: Eukaryota; Viridiplantae; Streptophyta; Magnoliopsida; Caryophyllales; Amaranthaceae. Gene Ontology annotation, molecular function: rRNA (pseudouridine) methyltransferase activity; rRNA binding.